Messenger RNA from Cuscuta campestris, 1464 nucleotides. The record is from the annotation of a GenBank genome assembly. NCBI's taxonomy places the organism in Eukaryota, Viridiplantae, Streptophyta, Magnoliopsida, Solanales, Convolvulaceae.
CUGACGAAAAAAAUACCAAGAUCUGAAAUUAGUUGUACUGGGUAUCUCGUCUAGUCAUUUGAGAUGGCAGAAGAUGGGAAGUUCCGAAUUGAGAAGUUCGAUGGUACAGAUUUCAGUUGGUGGAAGAUGCAAAUUGAGGAUUUGCUGGUUCAGAAAGAUUUGGAUGUGGUUUUGGGUGACAAGCCAGAAAAGAUGUCGGAUGCAGAUUGGGCAGGUUUGGAUCGGAAAGCAAUGUCCGUGAUCCGUCUCUCGUUGACCAAGAAUGUUGCGUUCAACAUUCUGAAGGAGAAGACAGCGAAGGGAAUUAUGGAAGCGCUGUGUAACAUGUACGAGAAGCCAUCUGCAGCGAAUAAAGUUUUUCUGAUAAGAGAGCUGGUGAACACAAAAAUGAAAGAAGGCACUUCAGUUACCGAGCAUAUCAACAAGUUGAAUUCGAUCUUAGCCAGACUUUUGUCAGUGGGCAUUAAGUUCGAUGAUGAAGUUCAAGCUUUGCUACUGCUAUCGUCUUUACCUGAUAGUUGGUCCGGAACGGUUACAGCAGUUACCGGUUCAGUGGGACCCGAUGGAUUCACCUUUGAUCAGAUUCGAGAUCUCGUUCUUGGUGAGAAUGUCAGAAGAAAGAGUUCAAGGGAGUCAUCUGGUGAAUUGCUUCAUGCUGGUAGAGGCAGAAGAUAUAGUAGAGGCUCUGCGAGUGACGAGGAGGUCGCUCUGACUCGCUGUGAAGAAAGCAAUGUGGAUUCCUGGGUCAUGGAUUCUAGUGCUUCAUUUCAUGCUACCCACAGCGGUGAAGCAUUGCAGAAUCUAGUUGUUGGGGACUUUGGAAAGGUACGACUAGCGGAUGACAGUGCUCUUGAUGUGACGGGCAUGGGUGACAUAGUGCUGAAGACCCCAGUCGGUUUCUGGACUUUGAAGGAUGUCAGAGUUGUUCCAGCCUUGAAGAAAAGUUUGAUUUCUGUCAGGCAGUUGGACGAACACGGACACGAGGUGAAGUUCAGAGAUGGGCAGUGGAAGGUCGUGAAGGGAAAUCUUGUCAUGGCCCGUGGAAGGAAGAGAGGUUCGUUGUAUAUGGUCGAGUUACCAUCUGAGGGAGUGACCGUCCCAGUUCAGAAGAAAAACGAAGUCCGGUUCACAGAGUCUUGUGGGCAGAAUAAGGUUGUCUAUGCAAGAGAGAAACCUAGAGCCACAGGUCAGACUCAGAAUGAACGAGCGUGGAAAGGUUCAAGGGGGCCAGUCAGAGGUAUUUGUGGCAGUGGGAGCUCAAGUGGCACUUCAGCCAAGUUGCCUAGAAGACAGUGGGUCAGGAGAACCAGUAUUCCAGCUGUUGGAACAUCUCCAGAAAAUUUCUUGCUGAGUACGAAGAUUGUUCUCAGGAUGUUCCAGGAUCUGGCAGUGUGCGUCUGCAGUGGGAGCCGGUAGGGACCGAGGACGAGUCAGGGGCAGAUUUUGCCGUGACUGAUGUGUUGG